AUGUACGCUCACAAAAUCACCACCGUUGGAGCUGUGGCACUCUUGCUGGGCUGCCAGCUGCUCGUCGCCGCUCUCCCUGCCUCCGAUUACAUGUGGACUAGAAUCAAUACCGAGCGCUACUUUGCUUCGGUCGAGGACUGCGUGAACAACGAGAAGGACUGCCUCUGGCCAGCACUCUCCAAUCGCUUGAUCGGCUCGCACGAACAGCUCGUCCCGGCGGUGAAGGACCCUGCGGCUGCGUAUCCACUUGAUACGCGAACGCUUCCUGCCGCCGCUGCUACCGCUACUGCCGUCACUGACGCUCUUGCCACUACCUCGCCCUGCGUACAACACGUCCCGCACUCCACGACCACGACCACAGCUGUUCCCGACUUGUGGCUGGAGCUCCAGCGCCGCGACGUCGCCCUUGAAGACAUCCCGAAAAGCGAUCACAAUAGCGACCACCGCGGGCCGAUAGGGUUGUGGCCCUGCUUCAGCGGCCUCGGGCCCCUGUGUUUACCCGGCUGGACCCCGUACGAGAUACCGAGUUGCGUAUGCUUUCGCGAGCCCGAUGCCACCACCAAGGCGGGGUAG
Molecule: messenger RNA, 573 nt
Organism: Cladophialophora yegresii CBS 114405
Lineage: Eukaryota; Fungi; Ascomycota; Eurotiomycetes; Chaetothyriales; Herpotrichiellaceae
Exons: 2
Coding region: 1-573 (190 amino acids)
Source: RefSeq, a predicted model, not a curated record